Messenger RNA from Adineta ricciae, 2439 nucleotides. NCBI's taxonomy places the organism in Eukaryota, Metazoa, Rotifera, Eurotatoria, Adinetida, Adinetidae. The record is from the annotation of a GenBank genome assembly.
AUGUUUAAGAAUUUAAAAGAUAAAUUAGCUACUCAAGUCAAUAAAACCAAUCAAACUCUAUUCUCAACUAUUCUCCCAACAGAUUCCGCAUCCUCAUCUUCAACUACUAGUCACGAUGUGAGUCAUGAAAAUAAUCGUUCACGGAUAGACUCAGCUUCGAGUGAUAUCAGUCAAACUCAAAUAGGCAACACAAGCUACGUCUCACCAGCACGUCAAUUCGUACCGCCCUCAGAUGUCGAUUCCGAAUAUGGCGCGGAUGAGAGUGAUCAUGAAACUCGUACAAAAGCACAGAAAUUACUCAAUAUAUAUAAGAAUAAAUUUUCACAGUUGAAAAAUGCGUACGAUGAAGUGGAACGCGAAAGGGAUAAUUUAAAGAGUGUCUUACAACAACAGCAAGAUAAUGCGAUCAAACGACAAAGUGAAUUGCGUCAGAAAAUGAAACAAGAACUACAAAUGAAAGAACAAACGGAAAGCAUCUAUCUCAAUGAGAUCAAAGCACGUGAGAAAACAGUCGAAGAACUCACUCAACAACUUUCAGAACGAAAUAAGACUAUUCGAGAACUUGAGGAAGAUGUUAAAAAUCUACACGAAAAGAAUACGCAACGUGAAAAAUUGCUUCUUCAAUGUAAAGAGAAAAUAAAUAUUCAUCAGGAAAAGCAAAAUGCUCUAAUCGUCGAACGCGAUAAUCUCAAAACGCAGUUAGACGAAAAAGAUGCAUUCAUUCAGUCAUUAACUAAAGAAGAUCACGCGGCAAAAUCAAAUGAUCUUCAAAAAAUAUACGAUGAAUUACUUGUGAAAUUCAAUGAACUUUCAGAGAUUAACCAACAGUUGCAAGACAAACACCAUAACGAAGAAUCUAAUCCAGUUGAACACACAGUUGACAUCGAUACGAUUGUUACAAACUUGAAGCGUGACCACGAAGUCGAAUUAAACAAAAAAAUCGAUGAACUACGAGAAGAACAGCAAGAAGCAAUUGAUAAGUUAGAAAAGACUCACAAACAACAAUUAACGGAAGUCGAAGGUUUAGUUAGAAAAACGCAACACAAGUCAGAUGACUUAUCUUUACAAAAUACUGAGCAGCAGAAAGAAAUCGAUCGUCUUCAACAAUCACUAAACGAACAAAAUACGAAAAUAACUCAGUACGAAAAUGAACUGCAGGCGAAAACUACUCGUAUUGCUGAACUCGAACAAACAACUACAUCUAAUCUACAAGACAACAUCGAAAAGCAACUUUUAGAAAAUCAAACAGAACUUCUGCAACUUCGUACAACUAUUGCCGAGCUCGUGAACACGAUUGCUAAACAGAAAGAACUACUCGAACAAAAAGACGGUGAAAUCGAUACAUUCAAGCAAACUCUAUCCAAUCAAGAAUCACUUUAUCAAUCUUUAACAAAUGAACAUCAACAAACAAUGGAAGAUCGAAAUAGAUACCGAUCUUUAGCUGAUGAAGUUCAACAACAGUUAGCUCUCCAGAAAUCUCAAUUGGACGAGCAAGAGAAGACGUUGAGUAAUGAAUUGAAACGAUCUGAAGACAAGACUCGUAAGCUUCAAACUCAAUGUGAAUCACAGCAGACUGAAAUUGCCUCUUUGCAAACUGAACUUGCAAGUUUGGUAGAUACGAACGAAGAGAAUACUCGUCGGAUAGAUGAAUUUGAAAAUGAAAAGUUCAAUCUCGAACAAGAAAUCAUCGAGAAAGACCGACAAAUCGAUGAAUUGAAUGAGAAAACUAUCGAACUCGAAUCAGAUCUCAAACAGGCACAAGAAAGUGGGGCAAAACUACGUAAAGCAUUACAAAAAAUGAAAGAAUCCGUGGCAAAUAAAGAACAAAGUAACGUGCAGGAUACAGAAAAUCAAUUGAGGAAAACCGUGGAAGAAUAUGAACAACGAUUGAGAAUACAAGAAAAAGAAUAUGAUUCGAAAUUGAAAGCGAUGGCAAAAGAAAUGAAUCGACAAAUUGAGGAACGAGAAGCGAAUUAUCAUCAACAAUUAAGCGAUCUAAAGCGUAAAAAUCAGCAAAUCGAACAACAAGAUGUCUCUAAAUGGGAAGAGAAAGUAAAUGAUGCCGAAGAACGUGCUCUAAAUGCUGAACGAGAGAUGUCGAAGUUGCAUGAACAACUGAAAGAGAAACAGCUGGAACAUUAUCGAGCCACACAAGACUUGCAAGUUCAAAUACAAAAGUUACAAAAACAACUUCCUCAGACGACUGACGAUUCUACUCAAACUAUUAUCGAAGAAAAUGGCUUACAUUCAUUUCUAUCUGCACCGACGGAAGUUGACUACUUGAAACAGAUUGUACUUGCAUAUAUGAUUGGAAAAGAUCAACUAACAAUGGCCAAAGUUAUCUGUGCGGUUCUUCGUUAUACCGACGAGGAAAAAUCGUUGAUACUAGAACAUGAAAGACACCGUCACUCUAGAUGGCUCAACUCAAUAAAAACAUAG